GGGCGGAGACAAUGACGUGUGAACAGCUAGCCGCUAGCACAGUCUAUGAGUUCUGUGUGAAGGUUAGCCAGCUCCGGUAGCAGUGUCUGUUUAACGUUCGGUGUCAGGCAGUUCUUUAUACACAUCAACAAGUGAUCGACACUGUCGGAUAUAUAAGCGUAUCUUUCCUGAGUUUAAUGGGGCUAGAUAGAACACCGUUACCCGUUUUUAGAGCUCGGUUCGGCGCUGGUUCCGUAGCUCCGUCCGCCCUGCCGCUAACCUGCUAGCUAAAAAGGAAAAUAUGAUUUCUACCACUUUUCAUUCACUUCAUUAAUCGCCAUGGCGGUCACUCGACAGGUCAUAUCACCGAGUUUUUUGCAUUUACUAAAUUUUCAAACGUGUGUAACCACGUAAAGCUUUUUAAACGCUGGUUUAGGUUUGUUGUCAUUACAAGCUAAAGCUAGUAAGAGGACACUACAGGGAGCUACUCCGCCGGUGAUGUCUGAAGAUUUUCCAUUUCAAAAACUCGAGUCAGAUCGUCAAUGGCUCUCCAGCUGGCCACUCGCCGUUUGUCCAGAGGCAUCCUAAAUGUCUCCUUCAGUUCUGUUCGGUCUAAAGUCCGGCUGGAACAGCCUGUCAGAUACCUUGCAGCAUGUGGAAUCCUAUGGACAAAUCCCCAAAGAUGGACAUACUAUUGGGAUCAGAAAGCAACACCUACACCCCCAGCUCGGACCUUCAUCAGUCUGGCUAACAAAAGAAAGCAGUAUUCUGAGCGAAGGAUCAUGGGGUAUUCCAUGCAGGAAAUGUAUGAUGUGGUGGCAAACAUAGAUGACUAUAAACACUUUGUUCCAUGGUGCAAAAAAUCCGAAACUAUAAUGAAGAGAGCCGGACACGCAAAAGCCCAGCUUGAGGUCGGGUUCCCGCCAGUGAUGGAGAGAUAUACCUCCAUGAUCACGAAUGUUCGCCCUCAUCUAGUCAAAGCUGUGUGCUCAGAUGGGAAACUUUUUAACCAUUUGGAGACAAUAUGGCGUUUUAGUCCUGGCAUUCCCGGCUAUCCAAGGACUUGCACGGUUGAUUUUUCUAUAUCAUUUGAGUUUCGUUCAGUUCUGCACUCCCAGCUGGCCACCGUGUUCUUUGAUGAGGUUGUAAAGCAAAUGGUAGCUGCCUUUGAGAGUCGUGCUGGUAAACUCUACGGCCCUGAGACUCGCAUCCCUAGAGAACUCAUGUUCCAUGAAGUGCAUCAGACUUGAUCUUCCUGCACAACGGUUGUGUUUAUUUUCCAUGUGUUUUCAUUAUCUUGCUUAACGAUGAACUGUUCUCAUCGAAGCAGCUGAGUGUGAGCAACAGCGUUUUGGCAUCAAGGUUCGUCACCAAUUUUAUUACCUCUGUUCUGACCGUCAUUCAACGUGACAAAACUCCCAGAAAAUGGGAUAUUUAUAUGGUUUUUUUAGUCACCUUCUGCAUCUAUUCCAUGGAGGAUUACUGAGGACAAGCUUUCUGUAUAUCUGCUUCAACUGUGAAGGAAAUCGGAUCCUUAUUACUAUUUAAGCAUGCCAAGAAUGCGGCGCUAGUCAAGGAAAAUAAGCGUGAGGGGCUUUUCAUUUUGCCCAUGUUGCAGAGUGAUAUUAUUUUAGUUUUUAAUUUCUCCUUUUGACUCUUGAAAUGUAGGCAGUGUUAGGAUUUUUUAUCCACAGUGCAAGAAUUGCGCCUGGAUGAGGCCAGCCUCUUCUGAAAAGUACCAUAAUCACAACAUAUUUUAUUUGCCAUCUUGGAUUAUUUAUAGCCUAAAGUCUUUAUACUGUGAAACUGCUGUAAGUAUUGUGAAGUGCAAUAAGACAAAAGGGUUUAUUUCAACAGUGCUUCUGUUGUGUUUGCAAGAAGAGGAGGAUACGUUGUGUUCAUGUAUUUGAAUCGCUGACCAAAAAUUUAAAAAAGAAAAAAAGAAAGGAAAAUCGAUAUUAACUGUGCUUGUAAGUACUCUGGCCUUUAUUGAAACAGCACAUGCUAAAAUCUAUUUUAGUGGCAUAGUUUAGUUUUUUAUUAUAGCUGUUAUUUUCAGUUUACACCAGAAGUGUCCCUUCUGAGUCUUAUGAGCUCCAAACCAGUUACUGUUUAUUUUAUAUUCAUACCUGAGGAUGAAAGGGUGAAUUUCUACAUUUGCUUGUGUACUGUAUUAUUGCAUUUCAGUUAUUGGCAUUGGGUUAAAGGGGGAGUUGAUGGUUUUUCAGCUGUCUUCCAGAGCAUAUUGGAGUUGAAAUUAAAUAAUGAAUCUGAGCUCAAA
Pygocentrus nattereri (red-bellied piranha) is the source of this 2260-nucleotide messenger RNA. RefSeq names its product coenzyme Q-binding protein COQ10 homolog A, mitochondrial-like. Gene Ontology annotation, cellular component: mitochondrion. Lineage: Eukaryota; Metazoa; Chordata; Actinopteri; Characiformes; Serrasalmidae. Bases 522 to 1229 code for a protein of 235 amino acids. Gene Ontology annotation, molecular function: ubiquinone binding. Gene Ontology annotation, biological process: ubiquinone biosynthetic process; cellular respiration. The transcript has 5 exons. The record is from RefSeq and is a predicted model, not a curated record.